Molecule: messenger RNA, 1012 nt
Organism: Exserohilum turcica Et28A
Lineage: Eukaryota; Fungi; Ascomycota; Dothideomycetes; Pleosporales; Pleosporaceae
Exons: 3
Coding region: 135-812 (225 amino acids)
Source: RefSeq, a predicted model, not a curated record
CCGCCUUUCGCCAUCCGCCUUUCGCCACCCGCCUUUCGCCAUCCGCCUUUCGCCACCCGCCUUUCGCCACCCGCCUUUCGCCAUCCGCCUUUCGACGCUCGUCUUUCGCGUUUAUCGUUCUCCACCAUCUCAAGAUGAACCUUGGGAAAUUCUUGCAGCGGCUGAAACAAGAACAAGCGUCCUUUGCUCAGGGAACCGCCAGAAUUCGUAAAUACGAAAAAAAAUACAUUAGAUGGAGAGAAACGGUAAUGGCUGGAAAACACGGUACCUCUAAAGCAGCACAGCGGAGCAUUAACGCACGUGCACGAAAAUUGUUGCUCGACAUUUCCGCAAUUGACAUUGCAAUCGUCUUAUUAUGUGCAGCUACGGUCAGUGUGAAAGACCUUGCUGUACUGCAAAAAGAUCCAAAGACUCUAGAAAACAUUCGAGAAUGGUGGAACUCUGCUAAACGGUCGUAUUUACUCACUAAAACUACUCGAGAUUUAGAGUGCCGUGUAGGUCAAGAAGAUCAAGAUAUCAGCCAAGAAGGCUACAAUUGUGCGCAAGAUAAUCCAGCCCAGGUACGACACACAAACAAAGUUGAGACUGUUCCCUUAACAAAAGGGAUGGUUGGAUACAUGGCCGAUGCCCUUGCAAACGGCGCAACCAUCGAGAUUUCUUUGCCGUAUGAUGCGAGACAGCCGUACAUUCUCGUUCCACACGAUUGGUGUGCGAACGCCCUCAGAUUCCAUAUCAAGCAAAACGAGACAGCCUUACUUCAGAAUUCGAACUGUCGCCCCUCCGAACCAAUAACAGAAACAGCCCGGUUUUAAGAUCACCAUUUUCACCCCCUCCACAGACCCCGGGUGGGUGCUCACUGUUUUGUGCUCUGUGUUUGAACAAAUCUUUACUGAGCCUUCUGUGCCGGUAUUGUACUUAAUAACAAUGGCAAAGUCGUUUAGUUUGAUUUCUUCUGUGCCUAAUCCCGAUUGCCAUUCGGUAGCAGUUAUAUGCUCGGAUACUGUGCUUGUCU